AAUUUCAUAAAUAGGCGUCUCGGUUGAUCAUAGAAGCGUAUUGACAGUGUUCAGGGUGAUGAAGUUACACUGGUAUUUACGUCCUACUCAAUUUCCUCCUUCCUCGUCUAAUUGGCGCAGACCUAUAUUCCUAACAAUUCUUUAUGGUCGCAUCUUUGUACUGCGAUUCACAUACUACUCCAUUAGGUUCGCAAUAGUUCACGUACUUUGUCAGUCUAAUGGCAACUCCACUCUGUGUGAUUCGGCGAUCAACCGCGGAUCCUCGAAAUUAAACACUUGAAAGAGGUGUGGGUGCGCAAUCGCAGAGAUUUUAACGUCGUAAUUGUGUCGUUGUCCGAAGUAGUAUAUGAUACUAUCCAGUGUUUAUCAGACGGAGCAUCUAAUGUUCGAGGAUACGACGGCGUCUCGCGUAGUAGGAUUCAUAGAAAAGAGUUUGUAAUUACACCUGCGUAGAUAAUACUAUGAAGUACAAUGAACAGUGAAAGUGUUAGGGGGCAAAGAAUGUUUUGCAUAUUAGAAAGAUGAGGCUCUUGGGAUUACAAGAAGGUGGCCAUGGGACAGAUUUGGGGCUGGACCGACUUUCUGAUGUCGUGGACAAACACAUGAUGGCUUCUACAGGCAAUAUGGAACUUAGUGAUGACAACUUGUCGGAGGAAGGGUCUAUGAUAUCCAAUCUUCCAUUGCUAUUUGCUGAUGGCUAUCCAACAUCUUUGGAAGAAAUUACAUUGCCACAAUUGGAACGAUUCAUAACAUUCAUGGUCCAAUGUUCAUUUGGUCAUGAUACUGCUAAGGUUGUGGGACAACCUCAGUGGUGGCCGAAGGAAGUUGCAUUCUCCAAUCCUUUCAUUCGGCCCAAAAAAAUCAAUGAAAACUGGAUUGGAAACCUGAAGAAAUUGGUAUUUCGAUGUUACACGUAUCACAGGAGUGAAUAUUUAUUACGCUUUUGCUCCUAUCUCGCUUUAUAUCCUCGCGACAAAUUGCAGUAUGUCAAUAAUUGGGACUCUACGACGAGCUUGUACCACAAAGGUACAGGAAAACUCUUGGUAACAUUCCGCAAUGAGAAUAUGAAUUAUGACAAAAAGGUCGAAAGUCCUCGAAGAUCAUUGUUACCGCGUAAUAUCGCCCCACCAGGUUCUACUUGUAAGACAAAACAACAGCAGCAGCAGCAACAGCAGCAAAAACAACAACAACAGCAACAACAAUGCCACCAAGUGAUGGUGCAUCCACCAUGCGACGAUAUUUACCUCUGCGACAAUUGCGAUGCCGAAUUUGUCGGCUUGCAAAAAAUGCAGGAACACGAAAAGACGUGUUGUGACCAAGAACGAACAGGCGCAAUUUCCCGACCAGAAACUCCAGACCCGGCGUUGCAGUUACCGCAAACAACACAGAAUCAAUUUCUCGAGUAUUUCCACUUAUGUUCACGCGACUCCUCGUGUAAACCAAAAGUGUCUUCGGAAAUAACAAUAGCUGGAAAUGCAACGACGACAAACGUCGAUGGCAUCACCUCCAGAACGUCGCGACGAAUUCGUGGGUCAGUGAAUCUCACUCGUUGUCCUACAAUUCCAUUCUCUUCACCUGCUGGAAUCUUUAUGGUGAAGAAAUCCAAGACGAUGACGGAAGUGACGCAACAGGAACGGCUGGAAAGGAUAGAAAGGCACCUAUGUGCGCCACCAUUAUGUGCUGGUUCGAGACCAAGAUGGCUGGACAAAACCAACGAGUAUAAUAGGUGGAUAGUUACGUACAAGUCUAAUCGAGACAAACCUAACAAGAACUAUGUGCACGAGUACAAGUUCAACAAUUUAAAGGAAAAGCCAGUGCUCAGCAUACGAUCCCAAUUGUUAUACAUGGCGUGUCGUUCUGUGUGCGUUCUAUUAACGCGACUGACAGACAAGGACAUUGUAGAGCUGAAACGUGACAUCUCUAAGUAUCAAUGUCCCAGUCGUAAAAGACCACCUCGUGCCAGGCCCAGAUCCGCGUCAAUGAACGACCAAGACGCUAACAAAAAUACCUUGAAGCGUAAACUCUCAGUGGAUCACAAUCCAGAGUGCAGUACGCCAGGUCCUAGUUCCUCGAAAUAUAGAAAAGCUUCAAGCACACCAACAGGAAGAUCUGCGGUUCGCCUAGAGGUCAAUGUUGGCACCUUGGGUCCAACCACCCUGGCAAUGACGAAAUCAGUAUCCACAACGAAGACGCCAGACUGUAUACCACUAAUCAAUCUGUGCUCAUCAGAUGAAGAGGACGACGGUCUCUGUCCCAGAGCGACGACGGAUGAGAACAGAGAACCUGAACGUCGUAGUCCUGAUACGGCAAUUAUCGCGUCUUCGAACUUUCUCGAUGAUCUCACGCAAAGUAGAUACUGUGCUUCACCGAAUACUUUAUGCGUGGACUGGCUAACGAAUAGAAAAAUGAUCGAUCAUCAUGAAGAUCAUCUUAAUAAUGUUAAUGAUAGUGAUGACAAUUGUGGCAAGAAAUGUAUCAGUGAAACAGUACUAAACACGUGUUCGCUCUACCCUCCCAUGUUAAAGCAAACGCCAUAAGCAAAGUAUCCUGGGCAUAUAACACACUGUACGCGCUCUUAAAAAAAACGAAAUAAAGACUCGGUGAAAUAAUCGUCACUUCAAAUCGGCACGUGUGUACGUUUUACAUAUGGUCGCAUUUUAUUCAAUGAAACCUCUUUGUUGAAAAUACGGUUAGUAACGGCUUGGGACUGUAUAGCUUAAGCAAAGACACGAAAAUUGUUCUCCUUGAUACUAUUGUUUUUAAAUGGUGACAAUCGUAUCAGGGUAAAUCUUAUAAAAUCGUGAUAUCGCUUAAUUUCGAAUUCGUUAUAGUUUUUAUCGCAUCGUUAAAUUUUAUAUGAAUGAAACAUUAUAAAGUGUAUUAAUCUGAUACUUUGGAUUAUCAACAUCGUUUUAUGAUAGAAAUAGUAGAUAUAGUGCUUAGUAUCAUGUAUUUAUAACAUUGAACGAGAUUUUGUUUCAUUGCGAUUACUUUUUGUAAACAGAUACAGAGAGAAGUGUAGAGAGAAAACAAAAAUGAGCGAAUCACGAUUCUUUGUAUUUUUUUCAUUAUAAUACGUAUUCCUGCUGAAUUUACCCAUUUAACGUUUUAUUCAGACCUGAUUUGCAUUUGCUUAUUGUAUUAUACUGCAUUCAAAGAAAUUAUAAUUAGGUAUUGGUUGUCUA
This is a messenger RNA of Cephus cinctus (wheat stem sawfly), 3185 nucleotides long. RefSeq lists its product as uncharacterized. The record is from RefSeq and is a predicted model, not a curated record. The transcript is spliced from 7 exons. NCBI's taxonomy places the organism in Eukaryota, Metazoa, Arthropoda, Insecta, Hymenoptera, Cephidae. Bases 522 to 2537 code for a protein of 671 amino acids.